AUGACUCCUAUAAGCAGGCCUUGGGCCUCUCCAAGGGUUGUGGCCACCAUGGCUAAUAUGAAUCCCUUCGGCUGCUUCCUCCUCUUCUCUCUCCUUGUCCCUUCUGCCUUCUCAUUUGGUUUACAUCACGACGAUGUAAAAAAAUCUGUUUCCCAAUUUGCGGAUCAUGUGGUUAGUGAUGGUUCUCCCCCGGAAGUUGAAUAUGAGAUUGAACUCAAGGUCACUUUUGCAAAUGACAGGCUCAAGAGAGCAUACACGGGUCUCCAGGCAUGGAAGAAGGCUAUUCAUUCCGAUCCAAAUAACAUGACUGGCAACUGGGUUGGGGCCAAUGUCUGUUCCUACAAUGGUAUUGUGUGCGCUUCAGCAUUGGACGAUCCCACGGCUAAUGUUGUUGCCGGGAUUGAUCUCAACCAUGGUGACAUAGCCGGGCACCUUCCUGACGAGCUUGGGCACUUGUCUGAGUUGGCCUUCCUCCACAUUAACUCUAACAGGUUCUGUGGAGUCGUCCCUGAGAGCUUCAACAAGCUUCAACUUGUGAGUGAAUUGGACAUUAGCAACAACCGAUUUGUUGGCAAUUUCCCGAAGGUUGUUCUGGAGUUGCCAGGCCUCAAAUACCUUGACCUCAGGUUCAAUGAUUUUGAGGGACCAUUGCCUCCAGAGCUCUUUGAGAAGGAGCUGGAUGCCAUCUUCCUCAACAACAACCGGUUCACGUCCACCAUCCCUCUGACUAUCGGCAAGUCCCCAGCCUCUGUGAUUGUAUUUUCAAACAACAAAUUCACUGGCUGCAUCCCAAAGAGUAUAGGUAAAAUGGCAAGGUUGGACGAGAUACUUUUCUCCGAUAACGAAAUGGGCGGUUGCUUGCCUGAGGAAAUUGGGCAGCUGGGAACUGUCAGUGUGAUUGAUAUCAGCAGAAACAAAUUCACCGGGGUGUUGCCAACAUGCUUUGGAGGGCUCAAGAGCAUUGAGGUCUUGGAUUUUAAAUCCAACAAGCUGACUGGAAUGGUUCCUGAAAGCAUUUGCAGCUUGCCAAGCUUGACCAACUUAACACUCUCUAAAAACUUCUUCAAGAAAGAAGGGAAAACAUGUGCAGCACCCCGGCCUGGUGUUGCAUUUCAUGAUGAAGAGAAUUGUUUGGAAGACAGGCCGAAGCAGAGGUCCAAGGCCAGUUGUUCGGGCAUUGUGAAUAAGCCUAUUGAUUGCAGCAAACUAUGCAGAGAUCUAAUUGAUGAACCGAGCCCCGUUACUCCCCACAAGCGUACACCACAAUCACCACAGCCCGCUCCCCAAAACCCAAGACCAGGGCCUCCGAAAAGCAAUGAGCACACCCCAUCAAUCCCUAAACAUCAUCCUCCACCGAAGCCCACAUCGGAUAAAACCCCAUCACCAGCACCACCAACAUCAACACCACAGCCUCCACAAGUACCAACCUCGUCUCCAUCACCACCUCCAGUAGUCGACCAUAAUACCCCAUCCACCCCCAAACAAACUCCACCAUCUUCACCCCCAUCAACACCGAAGCCACAGCCUCGACCACCCCCUACCCCAAUCUCUAAACCCAACCCACCACCUACAUCGAAGCCACCAACUCCAACACCAAUGCCAGAUGCUACUUCACCUCCAAGACCUUCUCUUCGACCUCCUACUCCUCAUCAAAAACCAUCUCAAUUCACUCCAUCACAGCCACCUGCCUUCUCUUUUCCACCACCAGUUCACUCACCUCUGCCACCUCCUCCAACUUAUUCCCCUCCACCUCCACCAACCCAUUCAUCCUCUCCACCAGCGCAAUCCCCACCAAAAACUCCUCAAAAACCAUCUCAACCUCCUUCACCAGUACCACUAUCACCACCAUCUUCUGUGCCAAGCAAAUCAACACCACCACCAUUGACAACCCCUCCAAAGCCUUCUUCACCCAAACCAACACCGGUUAAGUCAUUUCCGCCACCAGCUUUUGAACCCAUGCCAUCACCUAAUAAGCCGGUAAAAUCAACUCCACCACCUAAAAUAUUGUCCCCAUCACCCCUACCACCAGUUCAUUCACCUCCACCUCCACCAACCCAUUCAUCCUCGCCACCAGCGCAAUCCCCACCAAAAACUCCUCAAAAACCAUCUCAACCUCCUUCACCACUACCACCACCACCACCACCAUCUUCUGUGCCAAGCAAAUCAACUCCACCACCAAUGACAACCCCUCCAAAGCCUUCUUCACCCAAACCAACACCGGUUAAGUCAUUUCCGCCACCAACCUUUGCACCCAUGCCAUCACCUAAUAAGCCGGUAAAAUCAACUCCACCACCUAAAAUAUUGUCCCCAUCACCCCUACCACCAGUUCAUUCACCUCCACCUCCACCCCCACCUGAAUUUUCACCGCCCCCACCAGCUCAUGUAGCUUCGCCACCUCCUCCUCCAGCUUACUUGCCUCCACCUCCUCCUGUCUUCUCUCCGCCACCAUCAGUCCGCUCACCUUCACCACCAACAAUGUCCCCACCGCCUUCAUCAUCCGUCUUCUCUCCACCCCCACCCCCAUCACCUUCUUUAUCUCCUCCUCCUGCUCCAGCUCCAGCUCCCGUCCUCUCUCCACCACCAACCUUUGCUGACUUCAACCUGCCACCACACUUGGGGGCCGUGUACUCAUCACCGCCACCACCAAUGUUUGAAGGCUACUAA
Messenger RNA from Diospyros lotus (date-plum), 2664 nucleotides. Its product is annotated as leucine-rich repeat extensin-like protein 3. The record is from RefSeq and is a predicted model, not a curated record. Lineage: Eukaryota; Viridiplantae; Streptophyta; Magnoliopsida; Ericales; Ebenaceae. The transcript has a single exon. Bases 1 to 2664 code for a protein of 887 amino acids. Gene Ontology annotation, molecular function: protein binding.